Messenger RNA from Prorocentrum cordatum, 384 nucleotides. The record is from the annotation of a GenBank genome assembly. Lineage: Eukaryota; Dinophyceae; Prorocentrales; Prorocentraceae.
AUGGCGGCGCGCUGGUGCUGCCGCGAGCUGCUGCGACCCUGCGCCGCCGCUGGCGGCCGCCGGCCGCUGGCCGCGCUGGCGGCGCCGCGCGGCGCUGCGGCGGGGCCUGCCGGCCUUGCCGGCACCGCGGGCGCCGCGGGCAGCUGCCGGCCGGUGGCCUCGAUGUCGAUGCCCUGCCUGGCGCCGAAGAAGGCCGCCAAGGGCAAGGCGGCGCCAGGCGGCGCCACGGCUGGCCCUGCGGCCAGCGGGCCCGAGGGCUUCACGCAGCUGUUCAACAUCUACGCGGGCAGGCCCGACGAGGAGAUCAAGCCCGACGACUGGUAUCCGAAGUGGCUCUGGGAGCUGGAGACAAGCCGCCCAAGAUGUAUGGGGAACUGGCGAUGA